CCCGCCAUUACCUUAGGGUACUGCAUUAUCUACAGGGUUCCUUACAAUUUGCUCUGACCUUUGUGAAGCACCCCUUUAUGAAGACUUCCUCUGAUUUCUCUUAACUGGGGGAAUCUUGUUUCCUGCUGGGACCCUUGACUGAUGGAAGGACCACCCGCCCUGGAUCCCCUGGGCUGCCCUGGUUUGCAAUAAUGAGCCGUGCUAUUAUGCAGAAGUUUUUAGGUUUAGAAACAUGUGUCUCAUAAGCCUCUCAUACCUCAGGUUGAAGACAAGCAUGAAGCCAUUUUGUUCAUUUUUAGUCUGCUCCAGUACCCUGGCAGACCUUCCAGAUUCUAAGUCCAAGCAGCUCAGGCUAUAGCCUCAUUUCCCCCAGGGCACUACUCCAUUGUGACUUCACCCACUGAAGUCACCCGGGCGACAGUGCUGGAUGUUCCAUGCUAGAGUCUUGGGCCUCUCAGGAGGCAGGGACAGCAGGCCUGGUCAGCUCAGAGGACACUCUGUCCACAGUGUAAAUGAGGACACUGCUGGCCCAUGUCUGGCAGGGAUGUAGAGGGCAGCCUCAGAGGCACCGGGCACUCCCGGCACCAUGGAUGACGCUGCCGUCCUCAAGCGACGAGGCUACAUCAUGGGGAUAAACUUGGGAGAGGGCUCUUACGCCAAAGUCAAAUCGGCUUACUCUGAGCGCCUGAAGUUCAACGUGGCGGUCAAAAUCAUCGACCGCAAGAAAGCCCCCGCGGACUUCCUGGAGAAGUUUCUUCCCCGGGAGAUUGAGAUUCUGGCCAUGCUAAACCACCGCUCUAUCGUCAAGACCUAUGAGAUCUUUGAGACAUCGGAUGGUAAGGUCUACAUUGUCAUGGAACUUGGGGUCCAGGGCGACCUCCUUGAAUUCAUCAAAACCAGAGGAGCCCUGCAAGAGGAUGACGCUAGAAAGAAGUUCCACCAGCUCUCCUCGGCCAUCAAGUACUGCCAUGAUCUGGAUGUCGUCCACCGAGACCUCAAGUGCGAGAACCUUCUGCUCGACAAGGACUUCAACAUCAAGCUGUCUGACUUCGGCUUCUCCAAGCGCUGCCUGCGGGACGAUAGUGGUCGGCUGAUAUUAAGCAAGACCUUCUGUGGGUCAGCAGCUUACGCGGCCCCCGAGGUGCUGCAGGGCAUCCCCUACCAGCCCAAGGUGUAUGACAUCUGGAGCCUGGGCGUGAUCCUCUACAUCAUGGUCUGUGGCUCCAUGCCCUACGAUGACUCCAAUAUCAAAAAGAUGCUGCGCAUCCAGAAGGAGCACCGUGUCAACUUCCCACGCUCCAAACACCUGACCGGUGAGUGCAAGGACCUCAUCUACCGGAUGCUACAGCCAGAUGUCAACCGACGACUGCACAUCGAUGAGAUCCUCAACCACUGCUGGGUGCAGCCCAAGGCACGAGGUCUGUCCUCUGGAGCCAUCAACAAGGAGGGGGAGAGCUCCCGGGCCACUGAGCCCCCAUGGACCUCUGAACCUGGGCCUGAUAAAAAGUCUGCCACCAAGCUGGAGUCUAGGGAGGAGGCACAACCCGAGGACCAACCUGAGACAAAACCUCAGGAAGACAAUGUGCAAGUGUCCAGGCACUCAGAGACCCUGGGCCUCAGCAGCGAAGUGAACAGGGAUACAGAGGAAGGGCACCCCCAACAGCCUCAGGAGACACAUACUUAGCGAGCCUCUCGCAGCCCAGGGGGCCAGCAGGGAAUGAGGCAGAGCUCAUGGCUUGAAACCUGAGCCCAGAAGUCAAGGGAUGAGAGAGAGAAGGAAGACAGUCCUGGAUGAGCUGCUAUUUUCGUCACUUUCUUCUCCUCCCCUUUGAACUUGGUAACUAACAUGGCUAAAGAAGCAAUAAAUAACUAUAUUGGUGCAGACCCUAAAGCGAAUGUCUUUGCCCAGGCGACUGUCCUCCUGGGUUCCCCUUGUCUUCCUAUUAGAUUGCAAAUCUUCAUUCCUAGCUGUAUCCUCAGCUGGACCAGUGAAAGGCUGCUUGGGGAGAUUUGGAGGUAAGAUAGCUAAGUGAAGAAGAUACCGCUUCUAGAGGGAGGAUGAGAGGUGCAGGGAAGGGUAGAGAGAAGGCAACGAGAGGACAGUCCAACAGGAUGAACAUGGCUGCCUGCCGAGGAAGGGCUAGAAGCCACAGCCCUGUCUCCUACUGG
Messenger RNA from Acomys russatus (golden spiny mouse), 2169 nucleotides. It is a transcript of the gene Tssk1b, whose product is annotated as testis specific serine kinase 1B. Gene Ontology annotation, biological process: protein phosphorylation; intracellular signal transduction; microtubule cytoskeleton organization. The record is from RefSeq and is a predicted model, not a curated record. Lineage: Eukaryota; Metazoa; Chordata; Mammalia; Rodentia; Muridae. The transcript has a single exon. Gene Ontology annotation, molecular function: protein serine/threonine kinase activity; tau-protein kinase activity; ATP binding. Bases 587 to 1684 code for a protein of 365 amino acids. Gene Ontology annotation, cellular component: cytoplasm.